AUGACUGAAGAGCAACUCCAAAUCUUUUGGUCUCAGUUCAAGCUGCUGGAAAAGGACGGGCCCAUAUAUGACAAACCUCCCUGCAACUGGCAACCGCCCAGGGUUGUUGACAUGAACUCAGAGCAGCUGGAGGCAUACUGGAAUGCAUUCAGGAAGAUCAUGAGUGAUGCAGCUGAUAAGCUUCCGGACGCUGAAGAUCUGCAAUCUUCAGCCGAUGAAGAUGAGACCGGCCCAGCAGUUCAUCAAGUUGUUCCUGCUGAUUCUGGUGAUGAACCUGCUGCAGAUGUGGUUGUUUUGGAAUCUGGUGAGGGACAUCAUGGAAAUCCACGGAUACGUCGGUGCAGAGAAAAGACUUCUAUGGCGGAUGCAAUAUUGACUCAGAGUGUAGUGUUGUCUGAGACAGCGGAUCCGAGUGUGAAGCAUCCUGAGAAGCACAUGCUGAACAAACAGAGGCGAGCAGGCCAGUACCAAGGGUGCUUUGCGAAGUGGCAGAAGAGACGUGUAUCCCACAAGUGGGACUUGUUCUGCGAGAUUGCUCCAAAACAGGCCAAGAUAUGCACAGAAAUUCCUAACAGUGUGAAGGUGCUACUCGGUGUGUCAGAGCUAAAGCAUGCCAACUCCAAGUUCAAGAACGAAGAUGGUGCACGUCAAGUUCCGGUACACUUGGCAUUGGCUGUAGAAAGCAUCUUAAUGGAAAGGAUUCACAUGGGGGAGGAGGUGACAAUGGAUUUCGCGGCAGAGGUGUUGCUUGCAAUGGUCAACACUUGGAACUCCAAGAUAUCAGAAUUGUCGGAUGAGAUUCGCGAGCGUUGUGGGCAGCAAUUUUUGCAGCAGCAGGAUUCCAUGAUUGACACAGAAGCAGCAGGGCCAGAUGCAGACCGGUUGGAUGAACAGGCCACGAAACAGCUGGAUCAUUUGCUGGAGUUUCUGAGGUCAGACUCACUUGCGCAGAAAUUGAAUCAGGAACUUCGAGGAGACCCACGGGCGGAGCAGCGUGCAAUGGUGGAGGUUGAGGUAGAGCAUGACAAUAUCCUCGGAGAGGACCUCAAUCCCAAUGAUGGAGAAUGUCAAGGAGACAUGAUCCAGGAGUGUGUGAUGGACCACCAGGAUAUGGAUGGCUUUGCAGAGGCUGAUGAUGAGCAGCUUUGCAAGGACAUGGCAGAUUGGAUGCUUGUUCAUGAGUCGGAGAGUGAAGAUGAGGACCUUGCUGUGAAUGCUCCCGCGCACUCUAGUGUAAGAAUGCCAGCUGUGGAGAUGCGCCCUGAGUACAUCCGGCUGAAAAAUGCUGGACUGCAUUUGAGACCAGCUGGAUGCACACUUGGGGUACACCCAAGCGCUUGUGUUUGGCGAUCUAGCACUCCUACUUCAGUUCACUUCAGCCGAUCGUUCACAGAGACAAGUGGGCGAACAAGUUGGCAGGCCCUGCUCAUUGUCAUGGAGCUUCUUCUCAGCUCCCACGUGGAGGCCAAUCCAAAUGACCGGAUGUCAAAGCAGCAACUCUCGCGUGUGCGUCGAGCACGUGGUGCUGAGCCUGCACAUAAAGACUAA
Messenger RNA from Durusdinium trenchii, 1548 nucleotides. Lineage: Eukaryota; Dinophyceae; Suessiales; Symbiodiniaceae. The record is from the annotation of a GenBank genome assembly.